Messenger RNA from Mollisia scopiformis, 2811 nucleotides. Its product is annotated as P-loop containing nucleoside triphosphate hydrolase protein. Lineage: Eukaryota; Fungi; Ascomycota; Leotiomycetes; Helotiales; Mollisiaceae. The record is from RefSeq and is a predicted model, not a curated record. Gene Ontology annotation, molecular function: ATP binding; ATP hydrolysis activity. The transcript has 4 exons. The annotation marks the transcript as partial.
AUGACUCCGAUCUUAUCCACAGGGCUAGACGGCGAGAAAGUGGUAGUGCCCGAUGCGCUUGCAGCUGCUCGAAGAUUUCAAGUGAAGCCAUCCAAUGCAGCGGGAGAGUGGGAGCAGCAGAAGAGAGAAGACCAAGAAAUCUGUGACAAGAAGUGGGCGAAGCCUCUCGACGAUCUUAUGGCACUUGUCGGGCUCGAAGAAGUCAAGGCGCAAUUCCUUGCCAUCAAAGCUAAGAUUGAUACCUGCGGAGAACAAAACAUCAAUCUGAAGACGGAGCGUUUUAAUGUGAUCUUUCAAGGAAAUCCUGGUACCGGCAAGACAACUGUUGCCAAUCUAUUUGCGGCCUUCAUGAGAGAUGUGGGAGCAAUUGAGUCAAGCGAUGAUCCCUCUAAGAAAUCUCUCAAGGUAAGGUCUGGCGCCACGAUGGCGUUCAAGGGGGCGAAGGGGGCAAAGAAGAGUAUCAAGAAGCUGGUCAAGGACGCCGGUGGCGGCACUCUCUUCGUCGACGAAGCUUACCAACUUGUCGCUCCACAUGCGUCCAGUGAGGGGCGCCAAGUCCUCGAUAUCAUCUUGACGGAAAUGGAAAAGAACAUUGGAAAGCUACUUGUCAUCUUCGUGGGCUAUAAGAACGAGAUGGAGGUCUUCUUUGAACACAAUCCGGGACUGGGAAGUCGAAUACCAUACACAAUACACUUUGAAGACUUUACCGACGACGAGCUUUGGAGAAUAUUGUGUGACAAGAUCGAAAAGAGAUAUAGUGGGAAGAUGAGAGUGGAGGAUGGACUGCACGGCUUGUACAUGCACAUUGCUAUUCGUCGACUUGGACUAGGCCGUGGGAGCAAAGGGUUCGGGAACGCGCGAGCUGUUGAAAACCUUCUCGCCACGAUAUCCGAGCGCCAAGCUCUACGAAUAAGAGAAGAAGUUCGAAAGCACAAGAACGACAAAGUCAAGCAUAAAGAUCCGAAUCGAUUCUUUUUCACAAAGGAGGACUUGAUAGGACCUGAUCCGUCCAUUGCCAAGAAAAAGAGCAAGGCGUGGAAAGAGUUGAAGGAGCUCAUCGGCCUCGAUGCUGUCAAGAAGGCUGUAGAGAACUUCUUUGGCCUUAUUGAAUCCAAUUACAGACGAGAAAUAUCCGAGCGUCGUCCGAUCCGUGUUCCCCUGAACCAAGUCUUUGUCGGUUCACCAGGAACGGGAAAGACGACAGUAGCCAGACUAUAUGGCCGGAUUCUUGCUGACUUAGGUCUUCUCAGUCGUGGAGAUGUCGUACUAAAGAAUCCUUCCGACUUUAUCGGUGACGCCGUUGGAAAGUCAGAGGCUAAUACACGGGGUAUCUUAGCCUCGACCGCAGGCAAAGUUCUUGUUAUCGACGAAGCUUACAUGCUACAUCCCGGCGAUGGCCAGACAGACUCCUAUCGCAAUGGUGUUAUCGACACUAUUGUCGCCGAAGUCCAAGGUGUCUUGGGCGAAGAUAGGUGCGUUAUCCUUGUUGGAUACGAAGACAAGCUCCGAAACAUGUUCCACCAUGUGAACCCAGGUCUCUCCAGGAGGUUCCCCAUCGAGAACGCCUUUCGAUUCGAGAACUUCUCUAAGCCCGAGUUAGAAGAGAUCAUGCGAAAAAAGAUGGAUGAGCAGGAUCUCAAUGCUACCGACGACGCGUACCGGGUUGCUGGCGAUAUCUUCGCUAGAGCUUUAAUGCGUCCCAACUUCUCCAAUGCCGGAGAAGUUGAGACUUUGAUGGCGAAAGCGAAGAUGAAUUAUGAAGCAAGAUAUGCGAAGGUUCCCAUUCCAGAGAGACCUUACGACGUUGAAUUUCAGCAAGAAGACAUCGAUCCAGACUUUGCUAGGGGAUCCAGUGGGGAAAGCAGUUGCAGGUUGCUUCUCGAUGGACUUGUCGCAGAGAAAAUCAUCACCAGGCUUGAACGAUAUCAGAAGUUGUCGAUGGCUGCCCACAGAUACAAGGUGGAACCACGAGUUCUUGUUCCGACUUGCAUUGUCUUCAAAGGCCCCCCAGGGACUGGAAAAACAACAGCGGCUCAUAAGAUGGGCAAGGUCUUUUAUGACAUAGGAUUCUUGUCCACAGACGAGGUUAUUUCUUGCACAGUAUCCGACCUCGUGGGCCAGUACGUUGGUCAGACAGCUCCGAAGACCAAGACUCAGCUCCAGAAGGCUCUUGGCAAGGUCCUCAUUAUAGAUGAUGCGCACCAACUCAAGGAGGGUUACUAUGCCAGUGAAGCCGCCAACGAGUUGACCAUGUUCCUGACGAGGGAAGAAAACACGGGAAAGAUUGUGGUCAUUCUCAUUGGCCAAACCUACCAGAUCGAGGAACUAAUGGUCGCUAGACCGGCGCUGUCUGGGUUGUUCACGGAAGAGAUUGCCUUUGAGGACAUCAAUUCGCGCGACAGCAUGUCUUUGCUGCAGAGGGAGCUUGCAAACAGACACGUCCAGGCGCCUUUCCUCAAGUACUCAUAUUUAGAGGGCUACAUGAAGGUUCUAAAAGUCUUCGAUGAGAUUCGCUCUCUUCUGUCUUGGAAUAAUGCACGACAUAUUCAGGCCUUUGCGAAGCGCAUAGCAGCCACACAUAUGCAGGAAGUUCUUCAUGAUCACGAGACGCAUGAUGACGAUCAGGAUCAGAUACCACCAGUAUCGGCGGAAACAGUACUCGCCUGCCUCAAUCAAGAGUUAUUUUCACACAAGUCCCGAUCUAAGAAGGAUACUACAGACGAGCAGAAGAAUGCGAGUGUGUCACCUUUCGACCCGAGUGCUAAUCCGUUCCGUAUCGCCAACGAGAUCCGCAAUGCGCCGCCUCCACCG